GUUAAUUGUGCCCUUUCAAAGCAAUUCAGCUGCAAUUAGGUUCAAUUCAAUUGAAUUUUUUUUCAUAUAAAUUGUAGACGUUGGUUGAUUUUGCAUUAAUUCAACUUAAAAUAGCUACAGGUAACAGUAAAUGAUCAACAAUGAAUCUUUCAACUAGACAAAGGAGAGUUUUACACUUUUUCUGUUUAAUCAAUUUAACUCUAACUGCGAUUUCGCUAAUUGUAUUGUAUUGUCUGAUUUCACCAUUAAAAUUAGUUUCAUAUUCAUGUUUUACUAAAUUGGACAAAAUUUUCUUAGCUUCGCUUGUCAAAAUUAUCAGUGUUUGGUUGACGUUAUGCUAUAAAGGUUAUCGGUUGGGUCCUGAUCCAAAUGAAAUAAUUGAUUUAUCAUCCAUAAAAGUAUUGUUUAUUUCUAACCAUCAAACAAUCAUGGAUUCUCUUAUUUUGCAUUCAAUAUUUCUCGAUAAUAAGUUUGUAAAAUUUGUCAUUGUUUGGAGUAAAGAGCAUCAAUUUAGACCUAAUGGACUAAUUUAUAAAAUACGAAAUGAUUUCGGCGUUGAUUCGAGUUUCAAGAAAGGUGAUUUCGUUGAAUACUGGGCGCUGAACUCGAGAAAUUACAAUACUGUUGUUCUUUGCCCGGAAGGUGGAUUUCGAAGUGAUGAAUUGAAAUCGAGUUUCAGAUAUGCUGAGAAAAAUGGUUUACCCCAAUUGACCAGAACUGUUUGGCCUCGAACGCGUGCUUUUCUCGAUAUUGUUGAUAAAAGAAAUGGUUUCACUCAUAUUAUUGAUGCUACUAUAAUAUAUGAUAAUAUCGAUAAACUUACCAGAAAUUUAUUUCUUCAUACAGAGCAGUUAAUGGGCAGUUCUUUCUAUUCUGUGAUCAGAGUAUUCGAGAUCAUUGAUGACGAUAAAAGCGAGACAAUCAACGAUUAUGACCAAAUAGUCAACGAUUUUAAUAAAAUACAAUCAUUAGAAACAGUUGAACAAUCAGAUUGUGUUUACAGAGUACCAAGAAGUAAAUUAAACGAAUCGUGGUUACAACAAUUAUGGUUAAGUAAAGACUCGAUGAUGAAUUCAUUUUACCAAGACAAGGACAAUUUCGUUGGCAAAUUCAAGCCUAAUUGUUACAACCAAAUCAAUUUAUUUCAUAUCAUGAAUUAUUUACUUGCCAAUUCAGUUUACAUCCCAAUGGGAUCAACAAUAAUCUACCUCGUUUAUUUAUCAAUCGCUACGAUUUUCAAGAUUUUAAUUUGACGAAUUCAUCAAAAUCACCAAUCAAGAGAAAUUAUGAAAUAUUUAAUUGUUGACUGCGAUCAUUAGAGUUUAAUUGAUUAAAUGUACGGUUUUUUGUGGCUACGAAUUAGUUUGAUAAAUUGUUGAUCGAAUCUGUUAAUUGUUUCAAUCAUAUUCAUUCUAUCAAACAAAUUGAUCUUUUUCCAUAUUAAUAAACAUUGUUACAUUUGAGCUUAUUGAUUAAUCGACUUGUAACUUGAUAUUAAGCUUUAGUAUUUGAACAAUUAAUAAAUUGUAUUCAUUAAUCAUCAACCUAU
This is a messenger RNA of Panonychus citri (citrus red mite), 1549 nucleotides long. RefSeq names its product acyl-CoA:lysophosphatidylglycerol acyltransferase 1-like. The transcript has 3 exons. NCBI's taxonomy places the organism in Eukaryota, Metazoa, Arthropoda, Arachnida, Trombidiformes, Tetranychidae. Gene Ontology annotation, cellular component: endomembrane system. The record is from RefSeq and is a predicted model, not a curated record. Bases 141 to 1253 code for a protein of 370 amino acids. Gene Ontology annotation, molecular function: acyltransferase activity.